UGAAAAAGGAACCAUCUGAUAACAAAAUUAGAUAGAAAUUUUGCUGAAACUGUUCAACAAACAAUUGAUUUUAAUUCAAAACAUACUCGAGUGCUAGACAUUGGUUGCGGAACAGGUACUUGGAUCAUGGAUAUGGCAACUGAGUUCCCCAAUACUCAAUUUAUCGGUGUUGACAAGACGCCUCUUUUCCCUGAAGCUAUUCGACCUCCAAAUGCUUCUUUUAGAUUACUUGAUGUUGUGGAAGGAUUACCCUUUGAAGAUAACUCAUUUGACUUGAUUAAUACUCGCUUAUUUUUACUUGACCUUCAUCCUGAGUUCUGGUCAGAUUUUAUCAAAGAAGUACUGCGUGUCACAAAGCCUGGUGGCCUGUUUCAAAUGAUGGAGCAUCAAGUUAUAGAUGAGGGUGAUGAAGUGGUACAAGACUUCUCAACUCGAGUGGAAGAAAUGAUGGCUAAAGAAGGUAUAGAUGCUAGAGUAUGUGAUAAACUAGACGUAUUACUUGGUGAAAGCGGCUUUAUUCCUAAACAGGCGAUGGUCAAAUCAAUUCCUUUAAGUAAGUGUGUAUUAUGUAAUCCUGUCUAUUCAUUUCCUUGUUAUAUAGAAGGACAUGUGCUUUCUGAUGAAUUUAUGUAUGUCUUGGACAUCUUGUUUGACAUGGCUCGAUGGGUCGCAUAUGCUGCAUAUAACAUCAGUUCAGAAACCGAAUAUCAAAUUGCAAAACGGCGAUACAUGCAAAGUAGAAGAGAAAGCUCUACUACAACAUGGCAUUAUAUUGUCGGACAAAAACCUGUUUCUUAGAAUACAUUUUUAAAUAAUAGCAGCCACAUCGAUAGUAGGGCUAGUAAACUAAGCCUAUUCCUCAUCAUUGACAUUUUUGUACUACUCUUGUUGCAUUCAUACUCCCCC
This is a messenger RNA of Gilbertella persicaria, 906 nucleotides long. RefSeq lists its product as uncharacterized. The coding region runs from base 127 to 798 and encodes 223 amino acids. The transcript is spliced from 4 exons. Lineage: Eukaryota; Fungi; Mucoromycota; Mucoromycetes; Mucorales; Choanephoraceae. Gene Ontology annotation, molecular function: S-adenosylmethionine-dependent methyltransferase activity. The record is from RefSeq and is a predicted model, not a curated record.